CCCAAACAAGAGCAUCCAGCGAUCGUUGCACCCUGUAUGAGACAGACAAGCGGUCUCUCCUUCGAGCAGUAGGUUCCGCAAGUCAAAAUGCUGUUCCAAUCGUUACGCCAACAGAGUGUGGUGCUCUCCCGCCGCGCGAUCGGUGGCAGCACCCGCACCUUCACACGCUCUGCUCCUCAGCAAGCCGAUGUGGCCAAGUCAGGCGUCGACGCAGCCAAGUCUGCAGCUAAAACUGCUCAGUCUCAGCUCUCUGGAGUGGCAGACAAGGCAAUGCAGCUCGGUGGUCAAGGAUUGAAGAGGGCGGAAGGCUUGCUUGGUUCCUACUCUGAACCUGCCGUCUACAAUCUGAAGGUAGCAGGGUCCAUCGCCAAGCAGGUCUACCAGGCAGAACGCUUGGCCCCACCCUCAUCCAUCGAGCAGAUUACUUCCGCGUAUAAGACUCUCUGGUCCCGAGCCUCUGACGCUGGCUACUGGGCCAAGUUCGUCUCCUCUGGCGAAUGGAAGAAGGCAGGUAUCUAUGCCAUCGAGGCUCUCGGUAUCUUCACUAUUGGUGAAAUGAUUGGCCGACGGUCUAUCGUAGGCUACAAACUGGACACUUCGGGGCACCCUCAUGGCUCCCAUUGA
Molecule: messenger RNA, 624 nt
Organism: Tilletiaria anomala UBC 951
Lineage: Eukaryota; Fungi; Basidiomycota; Exobasidiomycetes; Georgefischeriales; Tilletiariaceae
Exons: 3
Coding region: 88-624 (178 amino acids)
Biological process (GO): proton motive force-driven ATP synthesis
Molecular function (GO): proton transmembrane transporter activity
Source: RefSeq, a predicted model, not a curated record